This is a messenger RNA of Branchiostoma floridae (Florida lancelet), 610 nucleotides long. Its product is annotated as histone-lysine N-methyltransferase EZH1-like. The record is from RefSeq and is a predicted model, not a curated record. The transcript is spliced from 3 exons. The coding region runs from base 197 to 595 and encodes 132 amino acids. NCBI's taxonomy places the organism in Eukaryota, Metazoa, Chordata, Leptocardii, Amphioxiformes, Branchiostomatidae.
UCUGAUGCGGUGAAAAUCCGCGGGAAGUUUGGGGUCAGCACAGGUCAAGUUUUUCCAGGCCAUCGUUUGAUUCCUGAGAAGAUCUUUGUCUUAGAUUAUCAAACUUACGCCUCAAAAGAAGCUCUGUUUCUCACUACGAAGCACUCGACACGUUUCUAAGCCGUACCGAGAGUGGUAUAAGACCAGUAUUGUUGACAUGAUUAAGUUACAGCAUCCAGUCCACACCAUGAGCGGGACAGGCGAUCAGCCCCCCUCCCCCGUGGCCGGCCCCAGUAGCGACAGCGCCGCCCCCAGCACGAGCACCAGCGUGGAGCCCUCCCCGCUCGCCGUGUUCCUGGAGUGGAAGAAACGCGUCAAGUCGGAGUACAUGAGGCUCAGGCAGCUCAAGAGGUUCCGCAGGGCAGAUGAGGUCAAGAUGGUUUGGGGAGCCAACAGAGGGAAUGUGGACAUGGUCCUGCGUCGACAGGCAGAACGGUUGGAGGAGAAACCCCUGCAGCACCUCAGCAGUCCCGCCAUGUUCGACCACAGUCCUAUCACCAGACAGGUCUGUAUCUAUCUGUAUCUAUAUAUUAGCCAGUAUAGCCAGCCAGCGUAACACACCAGCUCAGCA